Corvus hawaiiensis (hawaiian crow) is the source of this 2850-nucleotide messenger RNA. It is a transcript of the gene BDKRB1, whose product is annotated as bradykinin receptor B1. Gene Ontology annotation, molecular function: bradykinin receptor activity. Bases 132 to 1217 code for a protein of 361 amino acids. Lineage: Eukaryota; Metazoa; Chordata; Aves; Passeriformes; Corvidae. The record is from RefSeq and is a predicted model, not a curated record. Gene Ontology annotation, cellular component: membrane. The transcript is spliced from 2 exons. Gene Ontology annotation, biological process: response to mechanical stimulus; G protein-coupled receptor signaling pathway; inflammatory response.
CACUCAGUUGUGCCUCAGGAUGCAUCUUUGAAUUCUCUCAGUAACCUCUCUACUGCUGUUUAUCAACUGUUUCUGAAUUUGAAACUUUGCCUGAAUUGCCAGGAAGGACCAGGAGUAGAGUUUUUUCAAAAAUGACUGAAACUCCUCUGCUGGAUAUUCCCUCCUCAAACCAGAGUGAAAACCAGAGCAACUCAACUGUUUGCCCAGAAUUGGAUGACUGGUGGGACAUCGUAUACUGUAUAGUUCCCAAGUACAUCAACACUGUCUGUGUCAUUGGUAUGCUUGGAAAUGUAUUUGUUCUCUUCACUUAUUCACUGCACAAAGGCCCCCUGAAGAUAGCUGAAAUCUACCUUAUGAACCUAGCCAUUGCUGAUCUUAUCUUCCUCAUGUGGCUCCCUUUCUGGGCAGAGAACAUCAAUAAUGAGUUUAACUGGCCGUUUGGCAGUUUCCUGUGCCGCAGCAUCAGCGCGUCCAUCACCUUGAACAUGUACACCAGCAUCUACUUGCUCGUGGCCGUCAGCAUGGAUCGCUACUUGACUUUUGUCCAUACCUUGAACCACAGAGAGAUAUGGAGCAAAACUAUGACCAGAGGGAUCUGCUUGCUCAUCUGGUUCUUUUGCAUCCUUCUCAGCAUCCCAGCUUUCAUGUUCCGGACUGUGGAAGACCUUCCCCAGUGGAAUAUUUCAGCGUGCGUUUUGGAUUUCCCCACCCCAUCGUGGAGAACAGCUGAAAGCCUGGUACGUAACAUAGUGGGGUUUCUGUUGCCGUCCACAGCAAUCAUCUUUCUCAAUUUCUCCACCAUUAGGUCCCUACAAAAAACAGCAAGAGAACGAAGAGCACUCAGAGCAAAGGGCUGCAAAAGGCACAAAGGCACAAAGGCAACCAGGCUGAUCUUCACCGUGGUACUGAUGUUUCUUUUCUGCUGGACUCCUCACCAUAUUUUUUUAUUCCUUGAUACAUUACACCGUGCAAAUGUGCUCAAAGGCUGUUUCUGGGAGGAACUGAUCAACUUUGGGGAGCAGUUUGCUUAUACACUGGCUACCACCAAUAGCUGCAUUAACCCUGUGAUUUAUGUCUUUGUUGGGAAAUACUUCAGGCAAAAGGCUUUAGAAGUUUUUUCACAGUUUAUUCCCUGUGGAUUUCCUUUGAAAUGGGUAUCUUUCAAAGAAAUGUCAUCGAAUUUCAACAUGUUUCCAGUCAGGAGUAGUUUAACAUAAUGGUUCUUGGUUCCAUCUUCAUUGAUAUUACAACUUAUUUUAUGCCAUUGCAAAUGGCAUUAAAAAUUAAUAUGAAAUGCAGUGAUCUGGCCUUCACAGACUAAGCUAAUUAUCUAUUAAAGUAAAUCACUUGAUUGAUUGCAUAUUUGUUCCCACGUUUGCUUUUUUAUUUCUGUGUUAUCCAUCCAAAUGCAUAACAUGCAAUAUCAGAAUUUUAUACCAAAUGAUCUAACCUGUCUUACCCAUUAACAGUGGCUUGAAAGAAAAGCUUCUUUACAAAAUACCAGAAAUCUGGUUUCAUUGCAGAAAGCCAUAAGCCACCUGAAUAUUUGCUGCAUUGUGUCUGUGAUGACAGCUACUAUACCACUUAUAAGACUAUUCAUAAAAUUGCAACAGGUAUUACAGAGCAAAUAUGAGCUUCAUCUUCGACUGAUAGAUGCAUUUGAGUAGGUAUAGAAUAACUUUGGUUAUUUUGAACCAGAUUUUAACUGGUUUGCAUUUUCACAGUAAGAUAUUGAAAAUUUUACAUUUUUUUGUGCAUUUCAAUUAUAUGCAGUGCAUAACUAUUGUACAAGAUGAUGCAACACAAAGAAAGUUUACAUAAAUUGUAAAAAAAGCACAGUAAUGCAGUAGGCUCCUCAAAACUUGACUUGUGUUGAUCCAGUAAAAUAUUAUAAAACUGCUCAUCGAAUACUGUAAAGAUUCUUUUUAUUUUCUAUAUGUGAAAAUAUCCAUGAUGGCCAUUGACACUUAUAUUAUUUUGAGGCAAAUCCUUAGAUACGUAUUUAUAUUUUUAUGAAUCAAAAUUAAUAAACUGCAUAACAUCUUAUUUUACUUCAUCGGCUUGUUUUUUCCUAUAUUUAUUUUUAUAUUUUGGUUUUUUUCCCCUGUUCCUUUUGGGAAGAGCAAAUAUAUAGUCCUGUGAUUAAAAAUCCUUGCUGCUACCAGAAUACAAACUCUGGAAGUAGAAGAAAACUUCUUUUCUGUCACAUCCACAGUGGCAGAGUAAAUAUAAGGCAACUGAUAUCUGUUUCCAUAACACUAAAAUUAUGUGUAUAUACAGACAUGGAAGAAGAUAGUGCAGCCUGUUCAGCCAGAAAGAUAUUGAUGCAGAAGGGACCAUACAGACACAUCAUUGUAUAAAAAUUCAUUUAACUACUCAUUGUAAAGCCUGUUCAGUCUUGUACUUGCUGUAACAGCACUGCAUUUUCUGUGGUUCUUUUUAGUGUUUCCAUUUUGAAUAUGUAAUAAAUCUCUGAUUAUAGAAAUCUAUCUGUUCAACCUCAUUGCAAUAAGAUUAGUGUUAAUUUUUAAUGGUUCUCUCAAACUUUUUGAAUUUGAACAGUGGAAGCCUUUUGAAGACUUAAAAGCCUAUCUUCCUGCAAUGAUGGCUUAAGAAUUAAGGGUGGAUUAAGGGAUCAGGGAGGAAGAAUCUCUCACAGAUUUAUUACUUCCACUCCUUCUGUGACAUGUGUUUUUAAAAUAAAUAUCAGGCUUCGACACCAGUAGUAACAACAGCAUGUGAAGUCCCCUGACUCAUCUGAAAUCAAAUUCCUAACUCCCAUCUAUUGUAAACUGUUGAAAACUGCAUCUAUUUAAUACAUCUCCAGCUGAAUCUUUAAUUCAAAAAACU